Molecule: messenger RNA, 819 nt
Organism: Adineta steineri
Lineage: Eukaryota; Metazoa; Rotifera; Eurotatoria; Adinetida; Adinetidae
Source: the annotation of a GenBank genome assembly
AUGCUUAUAACGGAAUUUCGAGUCCUUUUACCGAUGACAGUCGAAGAGUAUCAAGUUGCACAGUUAUAUGCAACAGCUAAAGUUUCCAAACAAAACACAGGUGGUGGUGAAGGUGUAGAAAUUCUUGCUAAUGAACCAUUUCAAAAGCCUGCAUCGGAAGGAUUUCUUGGCAAAUAUAAUACUGGUCAAUAUACGAAAAAAAUCUAUCAUUUAGGUUCACGUGUACCAAACUUCGUUCGUUUAGUAUUUAAAGAUUCAACAUUAUCUUUAAAUGAAGAAGCCUGGAAUGCUUAUCCAUAUUGUAAAACAGUUCUAACAAAUCCAUAUAUGAAAGAUCAUAUGUUUAUUGAUAUAUCAACAUUGCAUGUAGCUGAUCGUGGUGAAUCAGAAAAUGUUCAUCAACUUACUGGUGAUGAACUUAAAAAACGUCAAGUUGUCUAUAUUAAUAUUGCUGAUAAAGUUAGCCGUGGUGAUUAUAAACCAGAAGAUGACCCAGAAAAAUUUAAAUCAGUUAAAACUGGUCGUGGUCCACUUUUAUCGACUGAACCAUGGUAUAAAAAUUGUCAACCAUAUAUGUGCUGUUAUAAAUUAGUACGAGAAAAAUUCAAAUGGUUUGGUAUUCAAACAAAAGUAGAAAAUUUAAUUAUGACUCAAGAAGAACGUUUAUUUCGUAAUUUUCAUCGACAACUUUUUUGUUGGACAGAUGAAUGGUACGGUUUAACAAUGCAAGAUAUUCGAGCACUUGAAGCUGCUGCAGUUGAAGAACUUAAUAAAGAACGUAAAGAAGGACAUAAGAAAGGUUUUACUACUGAAGAAUAA